Microplitis mediator is the source of this 3965-nucleotide messenger RNA. RefSeq lists its product as uncharacterized. The coding region runs from base 986 to 2956 and encodes 656 amino acids. The transcript is spliced from 7 exons. The record is from RefSeq and is a predicted model, not a curated record. Lineage: Eukaryota; Metazoa; Arthropoda; Insecta; Hymenoptera; Braconidae.
GACAUUCCACGUCUGCGACAAAAUAUAUAGACCUUCUGUCGCGGGAAUUUGGAUUUAAGUGACUCCGCGCGUGUGUGUGCCGACAUCCUUGGAUAUAAUUUAUUUUUGCUUGGUCUUGGUCUUACUGUUGGUGAUCUUGGUCUCGGUUGGCUGUAGCACCUCGUGUGCGGGUUGUUCACACGGAACUCUCGUGACGACGGGGUUAAUCCUUUGGACACAAGCAACGCGACGUCGUUGAUCCCGCCACCGUUGACCUCGCGCAACGCGGCUACAGCAUCUGGCUGGUGGCUGGCUGGUUGGCAGGCGAGAAUACCACGCAGCCAGCUCUGAGGGAUUGGAGUAGAGGGAGAUCGAUGCCUCGAAGACUCCUACUGCCUAGUUGAAGAGAAUCCACCACUCGCUCUCGCGUCAAUCUGUCAGGCGUUGAGCGCCAAUUCACAUCUAAACAUCUAAGUGUGAUAAUGAUCCGUUGGAAAAUAAUGCCGCCUAUUUUUAAAAACAUUAUUAGUACAAAUAAUAACAAUAAUAAUAAUAAUAAUCAUUAUCAUCAUAAAAUAAUUAACACUGCAAUAAAAACAAUAAUUAUUACAUCAAAAACAACAACAAUAACUGUUAUUAUUUAGUUUUGGCGGGUUAAUUUAAUAAAAUGCCGGUAACAACAAGUCUUACCCGCGUGUUGUAACACCAGAAAACGUGAUAAUAAUUUUAAAUUAUUUAAACAGGAUAUUAAAAACAAACAAAGAUAAUAAAUAAUAAUAAUAAUAUCGUACAGUGGCCAAUUUCCUCGUAUCUUCCAUUGAUAAAAAGUGUUCACGGAUACGGACGUUGGAAACUGUAUACGCACUUCCUGUGUUAACGAACAACAAUAAUAAUAAACAACAGAUAAAACAAAACAAUAACAAAGAAAUACCAAGAGCAAGUUUAAGGUUUAUUAUAAAAAUAAAUAAUAAUUGAAGAUAAAGUUUGUUGUUGUAAUACAAGAAAGAUGGAUUGUUGUAAUUACGUGCAACCGUAUCACCCUGGACACGGUCAUUUUUAUCAGCAACAGCAUUUUUGUUAUGACAACAUGAACAUGAACGGGUACGCGACAACGUCGACGGCCUAUGCCACAGCUCCGAUUUCCGAUUCGAUCGAAGCUAAUGCCCGAUACGCCAGACUCCAGGCUGCCUAUCCGACAGACUACGUGUACAAUCCAAAGGAGGCAAGAAUUCGAAAAGCGAUGCGUGAGCAGUGUCGUGAAUUGUCGCGGCAAUCUAUUCUUCAGAGUACAGUUACGGCGACGAACGGCGAUGCCUCGGCAACUGGUGCAAAUAGUACUAAUGGAAAUGUUGAAAACAUUGCUGGAGAACGUGGAGGUCCAGGAGCUGGAGGAAGAGGAGGAACACCAGCAGGAACAGGGGGGAGAGGGGGAAGUAGAAGUGGAAGCGCGGGAGGAAGAGCCAGUGACGGCGGUGAGAUUAGGACGGGUAAUUUUCUAAGUCAUCCAACGUCUUAUGCGUCACCGGCACCUGCAGCCACCAGCUCUUCGUUGCCUUCAACUUCAGGUUACGACAGCAGGAUCAUCAACCCCUGGUUCCCGGUCGGUCACACGCCACCUGCUAAUCACCCAAUACACUCGCAUCGGGUCAUGCAGGCCCACCAGCGAACGUUCGAUAAGAGCGAAGAGGUUUUGAGAAAGCGAGCCAAGUGCGCCGGUGCUUUUUCCGCAGCCUCCGCCGCGGCGGCGUCGAGUUACCCCGGUGAUUUUACUGUUCACGGAGCGCCCACGCAAGCGGCUAGCGGCACGAGUGUCGGUGGCCUCGAGAGCAACGAUUAUCGUGGUGGUGGCGGCAACGUUAGCGGUAUCGGGGAAUUCUCCGAUGCCCAGAAGUGGCAUCCUUACCAAAAUGCUGCUGCUGCUCAUCAUCAUCCCAGGAUACCACUGACUAGAAUGACAAGUCGUCAUCCUAUACAGAAUAUCAAUCCACAAAAUCAUGGACCCUGGAAUCAACAAUAUUUCGGACUUCCAUUGUAUCCUAUGGCUACUCAGAACCAGAUGGUUCGCAGCCCGAGGCACGUGGUCUUCGUUCAAAACCAACAAGAACGACACAGUGCUGGAUAUCCUGAUGAAAUGCCGAUGAAUUAUAUGACUAAUAGAAUAGAGACUAGUCACCGAUUGCAGCCUAGUUAUAGCCAAAAUAAUUACCAAGAAACUGAAAAAUGCAUCGAAGACGCACCGAGGUGGGAACAACCGUCGACUUCUGCCGAGCCGCCGAUAGCCAACUUAGUGACGUCUCCUCGCGAACCCGAGCGAGUUAGAGAAACGCAACCGCCGAAAAAAGAAGAAACUACCAAAGAGUAUCAGAAGAACGUUGAACCCCAACCAAGAACUCAAAGUAACCAACGUCUGCCGGGUUUCCCUCAAGCAUUUGGUUCAACAGAGAUCGGGAGAUUCUCAAGAACUCAUAAUUUCGCAGACAUGGUGGUCCCCGACAAUAACGUCAGCGACGGGAGUAUUUGUAGCAGCAGUGGAUCUGGAAUUGUUCCUGGUAAUAGUAACGGAAAUUACGUAACAUUUCUGGAAGUACCGCGAGUAAACUGUGACUGCAUCCCUCAUUCAAAUCCAAUACAAGUGUCUCAAAAUUUUUCAACACCGACUUCAACAGAGCGGCCGACUUUUAUAUAUCACGAUACUCAAGUUCCAGGAGGAUUGAGACAAGCCAAUCAAUCACCCGAGAAAAAAUCUUCCGGUAGUGACAGUAGCAAUUUAAGUGCCAACAGUUUGACUUAUUCAGCUUCCACAGAAUUGAAGCCCGUUAUAAAUAAAAGUGCUGAAGUCGGACUAAAAGAAACUCAAGUGAAAGAAGAAAAUGAUAAUGAUGACGAUGAAGAAGAAGACCAAGACGAAGAUGAAGACGAAGACGAAGACGAAAAUGUCGAAGACGAAGAUGAAGAAGAAGAUGACGAUGAAGAUUAGCAAGAAUAUUCAAUUAAUAUUAAAACUUAAUUUUAUUUUAUUUAUUAUUUUCCUCAUUUUAAAAUAAUAUUUACUUUUAUUGCAUUAUAUUUGUUCCAUUAAAAAUAAAAAUAGUUAUUUUAUUUUAUUGUCUCCAAUACAAACGUUACUUUGAAUUUUUUUAUUUUGUUUCUAAAAAGUUUGUGAUUUAAAAUAAAAGCCGACGGCCGAGUCAUCGGCCACAAGGAAAAGACGAUAGAGGAUUUUAUAUGAUACGGCGGCAUACUUCAAAUAGAAUAGACAGUAUAAAUGAAAAGUUGGUUAUAGUGCCCACCCAUUAUCAUUUAGAAUUACAAUCAUCAACGACAUUAUCAUCAGCAUCGAAAUAUACAACUGUUAGCUCCAGCGACGUCUUAAUAUAUAUCAGUUAUCUCUGUUUAAUACAUAAAAAUAUAAUAUUAUACAUUGAAAAAGAAGACCGCCGUGGGUCGGUCAGGUGUUGUAAAAUUUUACUCGGGCACUGCGUAACAUUAAACACUGAUUAACCCAAGAAUUUUUAUUAUACAAGCCGAAAACCCACCGUAUGCAUACACAAUAUUGUGACGGGUUUAUUUUUUCUAUCUAUGCACAGAUAAAAUUUUUUUAUGUUUACUUUGAAAAUUAACAUUUUAAUAUUUACCAUACAACAGUAAUAAUAUAUUUUUAUAUUUUUCGAAUUUUUAAAUUUAAAAAAAACUAUCAAGUAUUUUUUCGUUAAUUUUUUUUGUUUAAUAAUUCGUGGAAAGUUUGUAAUAUCACUGCGAUUUCGUAAAAUUUCUAAAUUACAUGAACAAAUAUGAGGGUACAGUUAAAAAAAAAAAUAAAUAAAUAAAUAAAAAAUAAUUUUAACCAACUGGUCACGGCCAGUCAAACAUCUAAAAGAUACUUUACUUAUACUUAAAUUUAAUAUUCUGUAUGUUGAUUUUUUUCAUUUAUUUCCUAAAUUUUUUUUAAUUCACUUUUUUACUUCACACUUUUGUAUUUUUUUAAA